Blumeria graminis f. sp. triticale is the source of this 417-nucleotide messenger RNA. The record is from the annotation of a GenBank genome assembly. Lineage: Eukaryota; Fungi; Ascomycota; Leotiomycetes; Helotiales; Erysiphaceae.
AUGCAAGAGAACUUAGGGAAAGAUUUUUCAAACAAAAGUGGCGAUCUUCCCAUGAUGGAAGCGAUCGAUAACGUCGCAGUUGACGACGAGCCUACAACACAAGAAGCUGAGCAGCGUAUACGCAUACUCCCAGGCUCAAAUGAAACAGCAGCUUCGUUCGAGUUCAAGAAUGAAGAUCAUACACUCGGUAAUGCGUUGCGAUACAUAAUUAUGAAAAACCCCAUGGUUGAGUUUUGCGGCUAUUCUAUCGCUCAUCCCACGGAACCCUUCAUGAACGUGCGAAUACAAACAUAUAGUGGUUCAAGCGCGAUUGAGGCACUAGAAAAGGGCUUUAAUGACCUAAUAGACUUGUGUGAUAUAGUCGCUGAUAAGUUUAUGGCGGCAAGGCAAGACUUUUCUGACAAAAUGGAACUAUAA